AUGCAUGAUAUCCAAAUUAAUCCCUAUCUGGCGCUUGGCCGGAUUUCGCGGGUUUCAGCCGGCAAACCGGCCAAUUACCCAUCCAUCACCGCAACAAUCCAAAGGGCCAGCCGCACAGCAGGCCAAGAAUUCUACACGCACCAGUUAGAUACGACCAAGGUCACGGCCAAGUGGAAGGCGGCAGAGUGGAGUUGGCAAAACCAGACGAGACUGAAGAGAUGGCAUGGCAAUAGAAGGCGCUGGACCCAGGCAAUCAUGCGAUAA
Protopolystoma xenopodis is the source of this 264-nucleotide messenger RNA. Lineage: Eukaryota; Metazoa; Platyhelminthes; Monogenea; Polystomatidea; Polystomatidae. The record is from the annotation of a GenBank genome assembly.